Osmia bicornis bicornis is the source of this 11024-nucleotide messenger RNA. RefSeq names its product HEAT repeat-containing protein 5B. The transcript has 40 exons. Gene Ontology annotation, cellular component: Golgi apparatus; membrane; endocytic vesicle. Gene Ontology annotation, biological process: endocytosis; retrograde transport, endosome to Golgi; intracellular protein localization. Bases 3759 to 10043 code for a protein of 2094 amino acids. Lineage: Eukaryota; Metazoa; Arthropoda; Insecta; Hymenoptera; Megachilidae. The record is from RefSeq and is a predicted model, not a curated record.
CUGGAUGAAGUCCUAUAACGUUCUCUAGCAAACUGGGGUCGGCAUCGAGGAAAUGUGGCAUGGACAUUGCUGCUGGAAUACCUGUAAAUAAAGAGGAAGCUUCAUCAUUCUAUUUUGCGAGCUCGAAGAACUCGGUGUACGAAAGAUUAUAACUUGAGAGAAAGCAAUAUAGGAAUUCAUCCCUCUCGUAGACGACUUACGUUAUGGAACCAGCACCAGUGCAAUACUACUACCACGGUCAUCGGUAAUCAGAUAAACGUGUACACGAACAGGAAAUCCUUAUACGAACACGAUCACCUUCUAUCUUUCAAGAAUUCACGAUGAUUAAAAAAAGAAUGCACUGUACAUUUUAUUCUCAGAUACCCGAAAACCGAAAGGAUUGCAUUCUGUUAUCAUCAAAUUAAAGAAAAAAAACAUUAACACAUUUUGGAAAUAUCAAUUUUUACACGUGUAUAAUAGAUGCGCAGAAGACUACUCUUCUUUAGUGACAGAAAGACGUAAUCCUGAUAAAAUGACGCGGAGAGAAAAAAAAAAAUCAUUAACUUAAUCCUCUGAUGACCGCACGUUUCUGCGGAUCUAUAACUCUAAAUACUUACACAGGAACCAUGGCUUCAAUAAUAUAUUUUUUAAUAUUUCAAUGGAACUUUAUGAGUACUCGGUACUUUGCUCUUUCAAUGUUUUUGAAGUGUUGUCUAUUGAUAUCUACUUUUGUAACAAUUACAUCGACGUUUUUAAAUUACAAUUACUAAGUGAUUCAUUUGAUGCAAAAUAGACUAAAAGCAGGUUUCCUAUGCGACCAGAGAGCACCUUUCAUUUCACGUUAAGCAAUAAUAAUGUACGGUGCUCCCGUUGAAAAAUACUUUUGCUGGUAAAAGUGAUUUUCGUAACUACUGCAAAAACGGACCAACUUACAUAUUCGUCGACUUAAAUAGUUGAAUAAUUUGACGUCGUAAAAAUUGACUGAUUAUGUGCCUUUGAAAACACUAUUUAUUAAUUAAGUGUCUACGAUAAAACUGGUUGAGCAAAAACAGCCAUACUAAAAAUAGCUCUACUAUAAUUUAGCUUACGAAAGAUAUUAAGAAUGAUUUUUUUUUAUAGUAAACAUUUUUGUUUAUAGAAACACGCAGCAAAAGUUGCAACAGAGGUUUGUUUUUCAAAUCAAGAUGCAAAAUGCUAAUAAAGAAAGAAACAAAAAAUCUGCUUCCUUAUAUUUAAAUUGGAGACUUUGAUUUAUUUCAGAUUUAUUUAUAGGUAACUCUUGCAACACACCAUUUAUCUACCCCAUGUUGACCACCUGUUAGUUUUUUUAAUUUAUGCUUAGAUGACUUCAGUUAUUUCCUUAAGGAUCUCUUUUUCCACCUCUAAAAGCAAGCAUGAAAAAUUGCAGUGGAACAGAAGCAUCAGAAUAAUGGCAGCAUUCCAACGAGGUGUUUUUCAGUGUUUUACGCGAUCGUUUUUUGCAAACAAGAUGGUUGGAUGUUUAUGCAAGGUGCACUUCGUUGGGGUUCGCUAAAAAAAAUUGUCUAGUUGACUGCACAACCUAAUUAAUACAAAUAUUAAGUUUGAUUUAAAUUUAAAUUUCUUUGACUCCGUUCUGACAGAACGGUCAUAAGUCCAACAUGUUGUAAUACAAAUAUAAAAAUAGAAAUUAUUUUUACUUUUGAGCAGAUGUAAAAAAAAUUUUUUCGAACGGAAUUUCCAUUGCGUUUACCAUUUUUUAGAAAAAAAAAUCAAACUUACAUAUGAAUUUCGGCCGUCCAAGGUGACCUACCCCUUUAAUUGUUUCACGAUCCCGUUUCUUUUUUCUCGAGGGAAUUUGAACGUUACUAACAUUAAUUAAAGCAAAGUGCUAUCCUCUGUUCGUUCAUAACGAUUUUUUUAUUUUUUAAGAUUGUAUGAUGAAUGAUUAACAUAAAUUCAGUUUAGUUUUGAUCUAAAGAGAAACUUGGUAACAAAUGGCAAGGAGUUUAUUCAAAUACACGCGUUAGAGACUGAUAGGAUAUCGUCUUUUCUUUUUUUUUUAUUGUUUGUAAGCGAUUUGUAGCCGUGACCUAAGAGAAAAAAGAAACAUGCAUUCAGUCUGCUUCGGUUUUUAUGCGACUCGGAUAGCGUAAUAACAUAUAGGAAAAUUGUUUGUCGAAUAGUUUAUCUGCGCACAUAAUUAUCCGGAAGAUGCAUCUGUGUUUUCAAACAUCUUGCAUUUUAUUAGCUGAUGUAGCUCGUAAACAUACACAUUUAUUUCAAUUUGUUUUGACUGUUGCAAUUGAUUUUUACAAAGGUUAAAAAAAAAUAGAGUUCAAGAUAAUCUCGAGGAAAAUUGGAGAAAAUUCUCGAUUAGAUUGUUUCAUUUUAAUAAAGUUUCUGGAGAGAGCAUUGAUCGAGUAUGGAUGUAAUAAAUUAUGGACAUACUUCAUAUUCAUUAUAAUAAUCAAUGCAUGAUUAACCAGGAAUUUUAUAAAGUGUCCGUACUUUUAUCAAAGUUAAUUAUAAAUGAAUAAGCAUAAACAGUUGUGUGUAAUUAGAGUUAUCAUUUAUAAAUGGUUUUCGGAAGUUAAAACUUUGCGUUUUUGGUAAACAAUGAGAUCAACGAAUAUCAAUGAUUACUUAAAAUAAUUCGAUAGAUAAACAUGACAUGUUUUACACGCGAUGUAUAUUUCAACGAUUAAGAAUUUGUUAAAAUAGAAUUAAUGGGACAACGAAGUCACUUUGAAAUGCAGCGACAAAAUCAUUUAAAAUGAAUUUAAAAUAACGUGCAAUGGAGAAAAAUGUUGUAUAAAAAAUGAUGUUGAUGCCUCAGGAUUGUAUAAAUAUUAAGUUUUUAUUUUUAAGAAUUUGAGAUCGAUCGUACGUAAGGAUUUGCAUUAAAAAACAUUUCCUGCUAGAACGGUAUUUGCAUCAGUCCAACAAAAAGAAGAUAUAAGUUCAAAAGUAUGCUGAUCAGUAGAUGAUAACAUUAUAAAAGACUAGUAUAAAUAUGCAUGAUGAGUUUUUUUAAUUCGUUAAUUUAGUUUGUUUUAAAAUUUAAUCAGAUUAUUGAUUAAUGAAAUCAUUGAUUAUUCUUUUAACGAUAUUUUGCAUAUAAAAUUUUGUAUUUUCAUCGGAAUUUUUGAAAGAAAGAUACCUGUUGCUACUUGUUUUUUAUUAAUGAAAUCUGAAAGUAAAUAUAUAAGAAAUAUGUUUGAAAUUCAAUUGCAAAACGAAUGUAUUCAUUGUUCUAGAUAGAUGAGUAGAAAGAAAGUUGAAGCAUUUGCAGAUUAAUUUUCUGUAAUUCAAAGUUAUUAGAAUAUCAAAUUUAUUUGUCUGUAUUCAAUUAAUCCCGUCUCUUUUUUCUUAUAUUUGUAUUGUAAUCAAAUCUUAUGAUGAAAAUCGCCUUAAGUUUAAUAAUAUCACAGCAAGUGUAUGAUCUUUAUAAUAUAUAGUCAGUGUCUUUCAUUCAGAUGAUUACUGAUCUGCCUUAACCUGCAUCAAGUUGAGAUUUGUCAAUUACCACAAGAAGCAGAUAAUUAUUUUAGUAAUUUAUGAUACUAUUACUGACUGUUAAAUGUCAUGUAAAGUACUGUUUAUAAAGUGACUUUCUUUGCUGUGUGUUUAAUUUUUUAAUACGGUCAGAAAUAAACUUGGAUAUUUAUAUAAUUUUACAUUAAUGAAAUGGAGUGAUUUUAAAUAAUUUACAUAUACAAGCCACAAAAUUAUGUUACUUUCCACAUACUGGAUAGAUGUAAAAAUAAAUAAGAUUGUUUAAAACCUAAUUUAUUGAAAUGAUGAUGGAGUUGAGUCAUAGUUUGACCCUCAAUGAGGAUGCUCUUAAUCAAAUCCCAGAGGCCAAACGACCAGUUUUUAUAUUUGAAUGGUUACGCUUUUUGGAUAAAGUUUUGAUUGCUGCACAAAAGAGUGACAUUAAAGGAUGUCAACAAAAGCUUGUAGAACAGUUAACUAAACACAUGCAAGGGGCACCUGGACCUCCUACACGAAGACUUAUCGCAAGAUGUCUUGCCACUUUAUUUAGUGUUGGCGAUACAUUUUUGCUUUUUGAUACUGUUAAUAAGUGCAAUGAUAUUCUUAGAAAUAAGGAUGAUUCUCCAAGCUUUCUUCCAACAAAAUUAGCUGCUAUAUGUUGCGUGGGAUGUAUGUAUGAAAAAUUAGGAAGAAUGAUGGGUAGAUCAUAUGAAGAGACUGUACAGAUUUUGAUAAAAUCUUUACGUUCUGCGGAAUCACAAACAAGAAUAGAAAUUAUGCAUACUUUAGAGAAGGUGUGUGCUGGUAUGGGUUCUGCAAUUACAAAUGUUCACAAGGAAAUAUAUAAAAUUUCUAGACAUUAUCUAACAGAUAGAGUUAUGGCUGUGAGAUGUGCUGCUGCGAAGUGUCUGUUGGAAAUGUUAAAUCAUGCUCCAUUUUUAUAUACUACCGAGAUAGAAAGUGUUGCUACACUCUGCUUUAGAGCAUUCGAAGGUUCGAACUACGAAGUAAGAUGCGCUGUUGCAAAGUUACUUGGUACACUGGUAGCAAUGACCCAGCUUCCAAAUCCGAAAGGAAAAAACCCUUCAGUGGCUCAGAAUAAAAAUUGCAAACAAAUUUCACUUGAUGAAGUAUUGAAUAUUUUGAUGUCUGGAUUUCUAAGAGGUGGAGUAGGUUUUUUGAAAGGUACCGGGGAAAUCAUAAAAGGAAACUCUAGCGUGAAUCGUGAAGUUAGAGUUGGAGUCACCCAUGCGUAUGUUGUAUUUGUUCAAAUGUUGGGCGGUUCGUGGCUUGAGCGUAAUAUCGGUGCAUUAAUUGCACACGUACUUGAACUCGUGACAAAUCCAAAAGCAGCAAGUUCACACGUUGAUGCUGUCUACUCUAGGAAAUGUGUUAACUUUAUGUUACAUGGUACUAUUGGUAAAUUAUUAGGUGAAGGAGCUCAAGCUGCUGCAUGUAAAGAAAUAGCGCAUAUUAUCUUAAAGCAAAUGAACUCUAUUGAUUUCAGUCCAGAAAAUGCAAAGGAUUGUAAUCAAGAAACAUUAUUCAGUCAGCAUUUACUUGUAUGUGCAUUACAAGAAAUGGGAAAUUUGAUUCUUGGGUUGGGUACAACUGCUUGUAAUUUAUUAAGCGAUCAAUCCUUAAGCUUAAUUGACACGAUUAUGGCUGUUUUGAUUCAUCCAUGUCAAGCGGCUAGACUUGCAGCUUCCUGGUGUUUGCGCUGUAUUUGUGUAGCAGUUCCGAGUCAAAUAACACCUCUCAUUGACCGCUGUGUGGAUGGUAUCGAAAAUAUGCGUAGCUCACCGGAAGCAAUAGCUGGAUAUAGCAGUGCUUUAGCUGCGGUUCUUGGUAGUGUUCGUUUAUCGCCUCUUGGCGUUCCCCACACGAAAGGAAAAAUUAUCUUCAAUACCGCAGAAGAACUUUUAAGAAGUGCGAGUCAAAAUAGUCGUUUAUCAUUGAACAGAACACAUGCCGGAUGGCUUUUAAUUGGAGCUAUAAUGACUCUUGGUACAGCAGUGGUUAAAGGAUUAUUACCCAGAAUGUUAUUAUUAUGGAGAAAUUCUUUCCCUCGUUCAAAUAAAGAACUUGAAAGUGAAAAAGCUAGAGGUGAUGCUUUUACAUGGCAAGUAACUUUGGAAGGUCGAGCUGGCGCGUUAUCUGCUAUGCACAGUUUUCUAUUGCAUUGUCCAGAACUUUUAAAUGAUGACAUUACACGACGACUUUUAACACCAAUUGAGUCUGCAUUGGCAAUGCUGACAAAUUUGUCACCCGUGUUAAAAAAUUAUGGACAACAAUUGAAAGCCCCUGCUGCGAUGGUUCGUUUGCGUUUGUACGAAACAUUGUUAUUGUUGCCACCUCAAACUUUUGAAGUAGGUUCUUAUACGCAUCUCCUGAGAAUGUUGGUAUCCGAAUUCACCCUAACUGAAAAUCCUGGAAACACUACAACUUCGUUAUUACGCGCGGUUUGUCAUGCUAAUGAUUCUGUGAUCCUUGGUACAUGGUUACAAGAAACUGAUCACCGUACAAUAGAAGAUCAAAUGGAACCAAACAGAAGGGCAGAUUUGGAACAUCUACAACCAAAUAGCGCUGCAGGAUCCGGAGCUCUGGAACACAAUCCAUGUUGUCUUUACAGACCGGUACCACAAGAUGAAAUAAUUCCUGGUCCUUUACCUUUGGGAGUUGCUGUUAUUGAUUUAUCUGUGUCAUUGUUUGGUCAAAUCUUCCCACGUGUAGCGAACAAACAUAGAUUACAGAUGUUAGAUCAUUUCAGCGAAUGUAUAAAACAUACAAAAUCUGGUAGACAGGAAGCGAUCCAGAUGAAUGUGUUCACAGCUGUGCUAAGUGGGUUGAAAGGUUUGAAUGAAGCAAAAACUGGAUUUGGCCAGGAAGAUGUUAAGAAAUCUGCAACUAAUUUAAUUAUUAGCGCUUUAGUAAGCAGCAAUUCGAUAUUAAGAUGGGCAGCCGGAGAAGCUGUUGGAAGAAUGGCACAAGUUAUAUCAGAUCCCAAGUUUACAGCGGAAUUGGCACAAACAAGUUUCGAUCGUUUAAAAUCUGCUCGGGAUGUUGCAAGUAGAACUGGCCAUUCCUUAGCAUUAGGAUGCCUCCAUAAAUAUGUAGGUGGAAUGGGAUCUAGCCAACAUCUAAUCACAAGUGUCAGCAUCCUGCUUGCACUUGCACAAGAUAAUUCCUCUCCUGUAGUACAAGUAUGGGCACUACAUGCUCUUGCACUUAUUGCUGAUUCUGGUGGACCAAUGUUUCGAGGCUACGUUGAACCUACAUUGUCCUUAGCAUUAACUCUUCUUCUCAAUGUUCCUCAUUCUUAUAUAGAUGUACAUCAAUGUAUAGGGAAAGUAUUAUCAGCUCUUAUUACAACCAUAGGACCAGAAUUACAAGGUAAUACUUCGACAAUCUGUAUGGCACGGUCAUCGUUCUUAUGCGCGUGUGCUAUCAUGCAAGAUCAUCAAGAUCCUCUUGUACAAGCUGAAGCGACAGGAUGUCUUCAACAGUUACAUUUAUUUGCACCGAGACACGUCAAUUUAUCUUCUCUUGUCCCUACGUUAUGUCGAACUUUAUCAAGCAAUCAUUUGCUUUUACGUAAAGCCGCGAUAUCUUGUCUUCGUCAACUUGCCCAACGAGAAGCAAAAGAAGUAUGCGAACACGCGAUGACGUUAGCUAAUGAAAGCCGAGAUACUAACGUGGUGGAAGGUCUUGUUAUCACAGAAACCGGUCUUCCGGGCGUCUUAUUUAGUAUGCUGGACACAGAAACUGAUAGCAAAUUAAUUAAAGAUAUUCAUGAUACGUUGACCAGUAUGCUGCAAAUUUUAGCUGCAGAUAAUUUAUCUCAAUGGUUAUCUUUGUGUAAAGAUGUUCUUACAAUAGCUUCAGAGGCGUGCAAUAACGAAGAAGUAAAUACCAUCAACGUUGAAGAUGGUACCGCGGAUAAUGAUAAUACAGAUGCCGAAGGGGAUGAUGAUCAAGCUGAAUUUCAUGCCGAUGAAUCUACUAAACAACGGCCAACUAUUACUCCACGAUGGCCAACCAGAGUUUUUGCAGCUCAGUGCGUUAGAAGGAUCGUGGCUGCUUGUGUAAAUAAUAAACAAGCACAUUUUGAUCUUUCCUUAGCGAAGGAAAUGCAAACGACUAAGGGGAAAAACGAUUUUCUGGUGUUGCAUCUUUCUGAUUUAGUACGAAUGGCAUUUAUGGCCGCGACUAGUGAUUGUGAUCCUUUACGACUCGAAGGUCUAAAGACGCUACAAGAAAUUAUAGAUAAAUUUGCCAAAGUUCCCGAACCAGAAUUUCCUGGACACCUGUUGCUCGAGCAGUUCCAAGCCCAGGUCGGAGCUGCGUUGAGGCCUGCAUUCGCAGCGGAAACAGCGUCCCAUGUUACAGCUGCGGCUUGCGAAGCUUGUAGCGCUUGGAUCGGAAGUGGAGUUGCUAGAGAUCUUAACGAUCUUCGUAGGGUACAUCAACUUCUCGUGUCUUCUUUAGAAAAAUUGAGGGAGGGACAUACAAGACCUCAGCUGUACAAUGAAAGUUUGUUAACUCUUGAAAGAUUAGCGAUUUUGAAAGCUUGGGCAGAGGUAUACGUGGUUGCUAUGAUAAAAGACGGUUCUGCGUUAAACAGCAAGGACACGUUCAAUCAAAAUUCAAACCAAACCGAAGAGGGAAAUGUUGAAGAUUUUGGACAAUUUGAAUUUCAGACUGAAAGUUUGUUGAGUUUAGUGCAACCAGAAUUGCUUAGUUUAAGUCAGUACUGGUUAGCUGCUCUGAGAGAUCACGCGUUACUCUCGUUACCACCAGAAUUUUCCAGUCAAUUACCCCACGAUGGGGGUGCGUUCUAUACAACGGAUACGAUGGAAUCAGCUCGACCCCAUUAUGCAGAAUCAUGGGCACCUAUUUUGCAUGCCGCAACGCUUUGGCUGAAUGCAAAAGGAUUUGGAUUCGAAGAAACUAACAAUGAAGUGCAACUAUCGAAUACGGCUAAUAACAAUAAUAAUAAUAACAAUAGUGACGUUUCUACUAAAACUAACGCUAAUAUUGAACGUUUUCAUUUAUUAUUUGGUAUAUGUAUGGAGGCUUUAUGCAGUCCUCGAGCUUCGGAAUCUGCUCAAAAUACAGAAACGUGUUUAAAUGCUUUAUACACUUUGUUAGAUUCUGCCUGGGCACGUAAGGUUUUGAUCGCAGAUCGUUCAUUACCGAUUGAAUUGUGUAAUGUUCUUCACAGAAUGCUUCUAACUAGAGAAAGUUACGUGAUCCAGAUGAUAGUAAUGGAAGUUUUAAAACAAGUAAUGAAAGCAGCGCAGGAAGAUUUAGCAGAAAGAAAAAAGGCUAAACUGAACGAAAUAGCACCAGCACACGACGAAAGUAAUGAAAUUCAAGAAGUAGAUUUGCUAGGAGAAGGAGAAGAGAAUGGUGAGCUUAUUCCAGGCAAAUCGUUGGUAUUUGCCAUUCUAGAAGUAUGUCUCUGUCUUUUGGUUCGACAAAUUCCAGCACUGAAUCCUAAUCCUGCUGGAACAACAGCAAUAUUAUCCCAAAAAGGGUAUAUACCAUCAGAAGAAAGUGGAAAACUUAUAGCAGCUGCAUUGAAUAUAAAAGAGUCUCUUCCUACUUUAUGUUCCCCUCAAGGAGCUAUAGCAAUUUUACCAACAUUACUGUAUUUAGCAACUGGUGUAAUCAAAGAAACUGCAGUGCGCACGGACAAUGAAUGCAACAAAGUAGCAUCAGAUGCACCAGUGCAUGCAGCUUUACACUGUAUAAAAAAUCUUAGUACAAAUAAAUAUGCAAAGGAUCAUAGAAGUCAGGAACAGUGGACAGGUCUUUUACAAAGUGCUCUUGCUAAAAUCAUUGAUCUGGCUAAAACAGGAAAUGACGAAACAAAAAUGGACGAAGUAACGAUGAUGUUAGCUAUUGCAGUGUUUGUUCUUCAUGCUACACAAGAAGUUGUAAUUGCGCCAAAUCUUCAGUUUCCGUGUAUCAAUCAUUUUAGACACGCUUUUCAAUCAGAAAAUGUAAUGGUCAAAUUAAAAUGCGUUCAAACAUUGAGAACGAUAUUUUUACAUCCAGAACGUGUAAUAAGUACACCUUAUAUCCAUGCACUAGCUCCAAGAUUAGUAGAAUAUCUAUAUAGUGAUAAGAGCAAACAAGUUACAAAUGAUUUAGAGUUAUCUUUUACUCUGGAAUGUAUUAGCACUGUCGAGGCUCUUAUAGGAGUUGCUGAUAUUUCUAAUCAAUAUGUUACAUGCAAUUCAGGAGACCUUCUACAAGGAAUACAGAUGUUAACUUUACUUGUGCCAAUUUUAAUUAAUUAUCUAUUGGAGGGAGAACAACUUCAGCAUGCUACUAAAUAUCAACUGAGUCUUCAUCAACAGAGUUUUCAAUGGCUUAAUAAAAUAGGACCAAAAUAUCCGCAGGAAUUUAAAACGUUGAUGUCACAAUCUACAGAAUUGAAAACCAAAUUAGAAAACGCUGUACGAUUCACUCAUCAACAAGCACAGAGGCAUACCCGACCAGUAGAUCUCGUAAAACCACAAAUAAAGAUCACUACACCAUCUAUUAAACUAAAAACAGAUUUUUCAAACUUCAAUUAAAUGUUUCUGUAGCUUUUCUUAACACGUUAUAUACUUGUUCAGGUAUGUAUCUGAAAUUGUCACAAAAGUAUUGUGAAACCUUUAUGAAAACGUAACAAAACUUUGUCUCAACAGUGUAUAAUGUGUUAAAGAUAGUGCUUGCAAUAAUGUAAGCGACUAAUGGUAUAUAAUCAUUGUAUUAGUCCAUUAAUUGACCUCCAUAAGUGAUAAUCUGUGGUAGAGAUGUAAUUCAACAUCAUGUAAGAUAAAGUAUUUUAAUUAUAAAAAUCAUUACUUCUAUAAGAAUUUAAUUGAUGAUGAUAUGUAUUAAUGAGUACUUAUUUACUAGCACUUAUUCAUAUUUUAAUAGAAAUCAAAUUUAAUCUUACGGGUAGUAAGAAAAUUUAUAUUGAUGAAACAAGCAGAAAAUCUAUUUUUCUGUGAGAGCAUUUACAUUUUUUAAUCAAAAUUAUUUAUUCAGUUUUUAAUGACUUUUAACUUCGGUAGGAAACCAUAUAUAAAAUAUAAAAUUGUAUAUUAAAAUUACCUAAUGAUAUUUAUAUUUAUUCGAAGAUGUAAAAUUAUAUUUUAUAGAUACUAUUAUUCUUAAUUUUAUUUGUCUUCUCUGUCUUAAUUCAUGAAUAUAUCUAUUAUAAACUUAGCCAUUGUUAUUAUUAUGCAAAAGCACAAUAGAAACUGCAUACAGAAAACAAUUGCAUAAAUUAUUUUUCAUACUGUUAACAAUAUACAUAGUAUAAUAUUCUGUUACUAGUAAACUACUAAAAUUUAUAAUAUUAAAUAUCACAGUUUAUUCAAAACAUUUAUUAUAUUUUUCAAAAAUAAUUUCAGUGUAUCUUCAAAACCGUGUUAACAUAAUAUCUAAAAUGUAUAUGUAUAUAUUAAUAGGACGUAAUAUAUUAUAUACAACUCGGCUCAUGUAUAGAUUGUCUGUGAAUGUGUGUAUGUAUGUAAUAAAUGACCAAAUUAUUCGGUAAAAUAGUA